Molecule: messenger RNA, 1965 nt
Organism: Lachancea fermentati
Lineage: Eukaryota; Fungi; Ascomycota; Saccharomycetes; Saccharomycetales; Saccharomycetaceae
Source: the annotation of a GenBank genome assembly
AUGUCUGAAGAGGAGGCCCAAAAGCGGCCAUACGUGUCUGAUGAGCCAAAGGAAGCGCAACAGCCCGCUAAAAAGCAGGAUACACGCGGUAUUGCGCAUAUCAAGCCCGAAUACAUCGUAACGAAUGCCGCACGCGCGCCAACACCAGCAGCGCCGGGCGCAGAGGAGGAGGAGCCCGUGUCUGACCGAAUUGCAGACAGUUCUGGUGGGAAAAAGGGCAAGAAGAAAAAGCAGAGAGGUCAGAACAAAAACCGUGACAAUCGCCAAGUCAAGGAGCAAUACCAGCUGUGUUCGAAAUUGGUGCAAGGAUCUGGCAACGGUGAGUGUCCCUUCGGAGACCAAUGUCGGUACAUCCACGAUAUCGAUGUUUACUUAUCGCACAAAAAACCUGAAAUCACAUGCGAGUACUUCCAAGCUUGCCCGGUGUUCGAGUCACUAGGAUACUGCCCCAUGGGGUUCAAAUGCAGAUUUCUAAGCACGCAUGUUGAGAAAGACACUAGGGAACUCGUCACAAAGCCGCAAGACGUCCGCGAAAAACUUUACGAAGCAAACAGGGAGAUCAAUGUCAUUGCUGGCGACAAAAAACUGGAUCUGAUUAAGAGACGAUUCCCAUUUGAGAAGAGUGAUUAUGUGCUGGAGAUCAUAGACGCCAUUCAGCAAGAAAACAGGGACAACAUGAAGGAGCAACAGAAGGAGAGCGAAAAGCCAGCCGCUGAAUCCGAUGCCAAAGUCGCGCCCCAAGUGUUGCAAAGGGAGCGUGAGUUGCAAGAACGCCGACAACGCCAGAAAGAUCUAUACCUAGAGUUCAAAGACACGCGCUAUUUCGCACAGGAAAAGAAACCUCUCGAUUUGCACGGCAAGAAAAUCGUCUCGCCGCUUACAACUGUUGGAAACCUACCUUACCGCAGGCUGAUGCGGAAGCUCGGUGCGGACGUCACGUAUUCGGAGAUGGCUUUGGCAGUGCCGUUGAUCCAAGGGACCAACUCCGAAUGGGCGUUGCCCAAGGCGCAUGUGAGCGAGAGCCCCGGUUUUGGUGUCCAAAUUGCAUGCUCCAAGGCGUGGCAGGCGGCAAAAGCCGCCGAGGCCAUCGCCGCGCAUGUGGACGACGUGAGCGAAAUCAACCUGAACUCAGGCUGCCCCAUAGACCUCCUGUACAGACAGGGCUCUGGAAGCGCGCUCAUGGACAAUCCAGCGCGCAUGAUACGCUGCCUGAACAGCAUGAACUACGUGUCUGGCGACAUUCCGGUGAGCGUCAAGAUCCGGACCGGGACGCGGGACGGCCACCCGGUGGCAGAGAGUCUGGUGAAGCGAUUGGCCCAGGAGACGGACGUGGCAGCCAUCACGUUGCAUGGCCGUUCGCGCCAACAGCGCUACACGCGGAGCGCGGACUGGGCGUACGUGAGUGAGGUCGCGCGCUCGCUGAGAGACACCGAGGCGGAACUGCAGGAGAAGCGCAAGGACGCGCGCGAGUCGCCGCGCCGUAUCCAGUUCGUGGGCAACGGCGACGUGUACAACUACGAGGAAUGGUACAAGCAUCUGGAAGACAAGAACAUCGACAGCGUGAUGGUUGCGCGCGGCGCGCUGAUCAAGCCGUGGAUUUUCGAAGAGGUGGAAGCGCAACAGCAUCUCGAUAAAAGCAGCACGGAGCGGCUGGAGAUCCUCAGGCAGUACGCGCAGUUUGCAAUGGACCACUGGGGCACCGACGAGUACGGCAUCUCUCUGUGUCGUCGUUUUUUCUGCGAGUUCAUGUCGUUUUUCCACCGCUACAUCCCGAUGGGCAUCUGCGAGCGGUACCCGGUGCAGCUCAACGAGAGGCCGCCGCAAUGGCGGGGGCGCGACGACUUGGAGACGCAGCUGGGCAGCACAGACGUGAGGGACUGGAUCAAGCUGAGCGAGCUCUUUUUCGGCAAGACCGACGACAACUUUGCGUUUUUGCCCAAGCACAAGAGCAACUCGUAUGCGUAG